Bicyclus anynana (squinting bush brown) is the source of this 1753-nucleotide messenger RNA. RefSeq names its product zinc finger protein 775 (gene Prdm13). NCBI's taxonomy places the organism in Eukaryota, Metazoa, Arthropoda, Insecta, Lepidoptera, Nymphalidae. The record is from RefSeq and is a predicted model, not a curated record. Gene Ontology annotation, molecular function: RNA polymerase II cis-regulatory region sequence-specific DNA binding; DNA-binding transcription factor activity, RNA polymerase II-specific. The coding region runs from base 279 to 1178 and encodes 299 amino acids. The transcript has a single exon. Gene Ontology annotation, biological process: regulation of DNA-templated transcription.
AGUGCUUGUAAACUGAGCCUACUUCAAAUAAAUGUUUUUUGAUUUUGAGAUAAUUGCCAACAUAAAAUGCAGUAGGUUUACAGGACACGGUCAUGCCGUAUUGUACUCGUAGUAUGCCUACUCGCCGAAUAGAGAUUAAUUGCAACAAUUGUUUAUUCGCGAACCGAUUUGCGGAGGGUGUUCGGUGACCCUCCGCCCUCUGCCGCCCCGCGCGUAUAAGUAUAGGUCGGGAGCGGGAGGCUGGCUCACUGCCUGCCCGCCUGCGCCCGCGACUCGCCAUGUGCAGCGCGCUGGUGCUGAGCCGGCGCGGGCUGCGGCGCGGCGCGCGCUCGCAGCCUUUCUCGCUGCACGAGCUGAGCGCCGCGCGCGCGCCGCCCGAGGCCGUGUACGUGGACGUGGACGCGCGCGGCCUGCUGUGCGCGCGCGGCGGCGUGGCGCGGGCCGUGCGCGCCGCGCGCCUGGCCGACGCGGCGCCGCACGCCUGCGCGCUGCUGUGCGCGGCCGGCGGCGGCGCGCCGGGCGACGCCCCGCGCCUGCAGCUGCGGCUGGCGGCGGACGCGGCGCCGCUGCACGAGCUGCGCCUGUGGUUCGACGAGCGCGCGCUGGCGCUGCUCGACAUGCCCUUCCUCACGCUGCGCAACAUCGCGCGCACGCCGGGGCCCAGCUACGCGUGCCACGAGUGCGGCGCGCGCUUCGACCAGCCCAACCCGCUCAAGACGCACCUGUUCCUCGCGUGCGCCGCCUUCGAGCCGACCGCGUUCUGGCUGCGGUGCGUCGAGCGCCUGCGUUCGCACGCGCCCGACGCUGCGUCCGCUCUCGCGCCUGGCCCCGCACCCGCUCUCGCGCUCGACCCCGCACCCGCGCUCGCGCCCGACCCCGCUCGCCUCGAGGCGCUGGCGGCGGCGUGGGGGCGCUCGCGCGACGGCCACGUGUGCGUGUACUGCGGCAAGCUGUACUCGCGCAAGUACGGGCUUAAGAUCCACAUCCGCACGCACACGGGCUACAAGCCGCUGCGCUGCCGGCACUGCCUGCGCGCCUUCGGCGACCCCAGCAAUCUUAACAAGCACGUGCGCCUGCACGCCGCGCCCGCCGCCGCGCCGCACGCCUGCGCGCUGUGCCGCAAACCGUUGGCGCGCCGCCGCGACCUGCUGCGACACCUGCGCGCGCACCACGCCUGACGCGCGACCUGCUGCGACACCUGCGCGCGCACCACGCCCGACGCGCAACCUGCUGCGACUCCUGCGCGCGCACCACGCCUGACGCGCGAUUUACUGCGACACCUGCGCGCGCACCACGCCUGACGCGCGACCUGCUGCGACACCUGCGCGCGCACCACGCCCGACGCGCAACCUGCUGCGACACCUGCGCGCGCACCACACCUGACGCGCGACCUGCGCGCGCACCACGCCCGACGCGCGACCUACUGCGACACCUGCGAGCGCACCACGCCCGACGCGCGACCUGCUGCGACACCUACGCGCGCACCACGCCCGACGCGCGACCUGCUGCGACACCUGCGCGCGCGCAAUUUCACAUAGUUGCCCAUUUGUUCCGGCGUGCAAGACGAGAAAACGUACAUUUUCUUAACUUUUAAAUGUGAGAGAUGAUACUGUGGUGUUCAAUAUGAAGAUGCUGCAAAUGCCCAGGCACCCUGCGCCGCUAGCCGACUGCCGGAGACUGCAGCAGCGCAGGAGCACGCUGCACGCUGCACGGACGAAGCUCCCUAGCCAUUACGCUACUGGUAGCUGCUGUG